Lasiosphaeria miniovina is the source of this 1566-nucleotide messenger RNA. RefSeq lists its product as uncharacterized. Gene Ontology annotation, molecular function: acyltransferase activity, transferring groups other than amino-acyl groups. Bases 1 to 1566 code for a protein of 521 amino acids. The record is from RefSeq and is a predicted model, not a curated record. Lineage: Eukaryota; Fungi; Ascomycota; Sordariomycetes; Sordariales; Lasiosphaeriaceae. The transcript has 2 exons.
AUGUUUCCACCUUUUGGCUUCAGGCCAUGGCGCACGGCGCCACUUCGAGUUCCGACCGAUCGGGUAUUACCAGUCCACCUGCUCGGCGAUGCGCCCGACGUCAGGGGCAUUGUCAUGCGGUGGAUGGUACGAUUCGACGACGUCCUCGACGCCGAGAAACUGCAUUCCGCACUGGUCAAACUGCUGGAGAUGAAAACUUGGCGGAGGCUUGGAGGAAGGCUGCGUCUAAAUCAGCAGGGAAAGCUAGAAACCCACGUGCCGGCAGUAUUCGACCCGACACGGCCAGCGGCGCGCUUCUCUCACGUCAGCUUCGACAUGGCCCUGGCCGAGCACCCAAUCGCGUCGCAAACCCCGCGCCCGACCAACGGACCCUCGGUGCACGCCGUCGACGACGCCUUCCGCGCGCUGAGCGCCAGUGCUGCCAGCGGCAAGAUCCCCGAAACGCUCGACGACUACCUCUACAGCGACGAGCCGCCGCUGGCGCUGCAGGUCUUGACGUUCCGCGAUGCGACCCUCCUGUGCAUGAACUGCCCCCACGCCAUGAUGGACGCCGUCGGCAGCGCUGCGCUCGUCUCGGCGUGGUGCAAGGUGCUGGCGGGGCGCGAGGGCGAGGUACUGCCGCUCUCGGCCGACGACCCGAUACAGAGCGUGAGCAGAAUAAAAGACGAGGGGGGGGACGAAGGGGGGGACGAGGUGGGGGGCGAGGAGGGGCAAGCUGUGCUAAAGGCCAAGCACCUCGGCGGCCUUGGCAUGUUCCUGUUUGCGGUCCGCUUCGUCCUCGACAUGCUCUUCGGGCCGAGGAUGGAGACGCGCACCAUUUUCCUGCCCGCCAGGUCCGUCAAGGCGCUCCAGCGGGAGGCCGCGCACGACCUCGAGCUGCUGCAGCAGGGCCAACAGAUCGACACCACGGGCCGCCAAGGCACGCCCUUCGUCAGCGAGGGCGACGUCCUGUCGGCGUGGAGCACGCAGCUGAUCGCGCGCAGUCUCGGGGCGCGCAGCACGCGCACGCUUGCGGCUAUGACCGUGUUCGAGCUGCAGAGCCGGCUGGCGGCCUUCGACGUGCGCCGGGCCGCGUACGUGCAGAACGCCUUUUGCGUGGCCACGACGGUGCUCGCGGGCGACGACGCGCGAGGCCUGCCGCUGGGCCGGCUGGCGCUGCGGCUCCGCGCGUCGCUGCAGCAGCAGACGACGCCGGCGCAGGUGCGCGCCGCGCUGUGCGACCUCGUCGCCGCCCUCGCCCGCACUGGUCAUCCGCCCGUCGCCGCCGAGCCCGACAGCCUCCCCGUUCCCAUCUCGAACCUCACCAAGGCGCGCUUCUUUGACGUGGUCGAUCUCGGCCCGGCUGUGGUUGGUGGCGGUGGCGGUGGCGGUGGUGACAUGGGCCGAAGCGUGCCGCCAGGGAAGCCCGUCUUUCUCCAGGGGUAUUCGUCGAGUGCUAGGCGGAACCCGCUCCUGCGCAAUGUCGUGCAGAUCCUCGGCAAGGACUUGGAGGGCAACUACUGGAUCACGGGGAUACUGUCGCCAGGCACGUGGGCCGAGGUGCACGAGGAGCUCGAGGGGUUGUAG